This is a messenger RNA of Schistosoma turkestanicum, 1198 nucleotides long. The record is from the annotation of a GenBank genome assembly. Lineage: Eukaryota; Metazoa; Platyhelminthes; Trematoda; Strigeidida; Schistosomatidae.
AUUUGUUACGAUUUCAGAUUUUUUUCAUAAACCAUCAACGACUAUAUUUCGUUCGGGAAUCGCUCUGCUAACUAAAAUGUGUGAAAUGAAUAUUGAAUAGUGAUAUCACGCUAAGCAGAACAAAUGAAUGAACAUUUUAUGCCUAAUUCAGAACUCCUUCAAGAUCAGCUAUCUAAUUCAGUUCCGAAUGUCUUAUCGUUUGAUACUUUAAUCAGUCAAGGAGCAGAAGCGCGACUGUAUCGCACCAGGCUGUUCCAUUCAACAUAUACCUUUCCAUGUAUUGUUAAGGAAAGAUUUGUUAAGCGGUAUCGUCAUAGUACAUUAGAUGCCACUUUGUCUAUGCAGCGAAUGCGAGCCGAAGUCAGGCAGUUGCUACGCUGUAGAGAAGUGGGAAUAGAUGUCCCUCCAGUCCUUCUAGUCGAUGUUAAACGACGCCGAAUUUGGCUUGGGGAAGUUGGUCCAAAUGCUGUCACACUUCAAGAUUGGUUUAGAAAAUUAUCUACUCUUGCAAUUGGGUCGGAACUAUCCAUCACAAAUAUCCAGGAGGAAACAGCUUCAUUGUUGCGAAAUCUAACAAUGGCAUUGGGUCGACUACUUGCUCAGCUACAUUCUAAUCAUAUAAUACACGGUGACUUAACUAUGGCCAAUAUUCUUGUUCAGCAGAUAGUUAACAGUAAUAAGGAAUCCAGUUUUCGAGUCGUUCCUAUAGAUUUUGGACUUUCAAGCUCUUCUUCUGGACUAACUUCUCAGCGUUUAGCAGAGGAUAAGGCUGUGGAUUUGUAUGUGUUUGAACGGGCCUUAACGUGUGGUCUUGAUCAUAAAGCCCUGGCAAAAGUUACUGCUGAUCACUCCGAUUUUAAUACUCCGGAAUCUCUUCUAAAGUUAAUUAUAAAGUCCUAUCGUGAUAAUUAUGUAUCAACAGCACUGGAUGACCAACAGAUAAGCUCUAAACAUGAUAAUACAAAAUCAGGUUAUCAUUUAGAGAAACAAGAAAACGAAGUCAAAGACAUUUUAAACAAAUUAGAGGAUGUUCGACUCCGUGGUCGUAAACGUUUGAUGAUCGGUUGAAUCACAUUUUAUGGCUGCGUUAAGUGAUAACUUUCUGAAAAUCCUAAAAACAUUUAUGCAUAUACAUUGUUUGAGUAAUUGUAUUUUAUGAUUUCUAAAUCCUGAAGAUUAUAAUCGACCAAUUUUGUUA